This is a messenger RNA of Nanorana parkeri, 514 nucleotides long. RefSeq names its product tetratricopeptide repeat domain 32 (gene TTC32). Gene Ontology annotation, molecular function: protein binding. The record is from RefSeq and is a predicted model, not a curated record. Bases 2 to 409 code for a protein of 135 amino acids. Lineage: Eukaryota; Metazoa; Chordata; Amphibia; Anura; Dicroglossidae. The transcript is spliced from 3 exons.
AAUGGAGCCGAGUCUGCUGCAGAGAGCAAAUGAAGAGCUGGGGAGACGUCACCUAGAUGUGGCUGAGGAACUCUACGGGGAAAUCAUAGACAGCUGCACACAUAAGAGCAAAUGCCGCUCUGAAGAUCUAGCUACAGCCUACAAUAACAGGGGGCAGAUUAAGUAUUUCCGGGUUGACUUCUAUGAAGCCAUGGACGACUACACAGAGGCAAUACGAUUGAGCCCCAAUUUUGAGGUUCCUUAUUAUAACAGAGGCUUGGUCCAGUAUCGAUUAGGGUUUUUUGAUGAAGCCAUUAAGGACUUCCAGAAAGUAUUGACAUUAAACCCUCAGUUUGAAGAUGCAAAGAUCAGCCUACGGCAAAGCAUUCUGGACAAAGAGGAGAGAAGGGAGAGGCUUUCUGGAAUCUAAAGCGACUGGAGAUUGACAUUACAGUAGCCGAGCAUGACACGGGUCUGAGUGUAUGUUAUACACACCUUAUGUGCUGGACAAAUCCCAGGAGCCCAGUCACCAGUU